AUGCUCCUGGGGUCUCCCAGCCUUCGGAGCAGCCCUGGCCGGCACGGGGGGGGGCUGGCCCUCGGGGGGGCGUGGCCUGCUGGGGCUCCCCGGUCCGGCACCCUUUCGAGCCCCAGGAAGGAAGGAAGGAAGGAAGGAGGGAAGACGCUCCAGGAGGCGGGGAGGGUUUCACCCCCCAAAGGAGAGCCACGCCGGGCGGGAGCGCAGGACUCUCAGCUGCAGCGGCGGCGGCGCACCCUCGGGAGACCCGAAGGGACAGGUCGGGGUGGAGGGUCGCGGGGGGUCCGUCGGGGCGGCCCGGAGUCCAGCCACGGCCCCGCCCACGCCUUCGGGGGAGGCCGGACGAGCGGGCGUUGCAGCCCCGCGGCGCUAGAUGGCGCUCUCGGGCUGAGCGACGCCCGCCAGGGAAUCCUCGGUCCGGCAGCGGCGCCUGCGGUUGCUGGGCGACAGCCAAGGGGCGGGGGCGGGGGCGCUGCAGCGAUAGAGGACUGGACGGCUAGAGGGGACGUCGGAGGAGAGGAGGGCAGGGGCACUUCCUGUUCCGGCUUCCGCCUGGGGGAGCGGCUGGAGGGGUGCCGCGUGGUCUGGCCGGGCCGGAGCAGCCGCCGCAGCUGCGGGAGAAUAUCAGUGGUGGAAAAGCCCCACAGAGGUGCAUUUUGUGGGAAAAGCACAGAUUAUAGAUCACAGCUGAUCAUGCACAAGAGAACUCACACCAGCGAGAAGCCCUAUCAAUGUUCUCAGUGCGACAAAAGCUUUAGCAAGCAUGCUGAUUCCCACCUGGUGAUACACCAGAGGACUCACACAGGAGAGAAACCGUAUGAGUGUCCGGAUUGUGGCAAAAGUUUCAUUUGGAAUUCCAAAUUGGUGAUACACCAGAGGACUCACACAGGAGAGAAACCGUAUGAGUGUCCGGAUUGUGGGAAAAGUUUCAUUUGGAAUUCCAAAUUGGUGAUACACCAGAGGACUCACACAGGAGAGAAACCAUAUGAGUGUCUGUAUUGUGGAAAAAGUUUCAGUCGGAAUUCCCACCUGGUGAGACACCAGAGGACUCACACAGGAGAGAAACCGUAUGAGUGUCCAGAUUGUGGGAAAAGCUUCAGUCAGAAUUCUCAGCUGGUGAUACACCAGAGGACUCACACAGGAGAGAAACCGUAUGAGUGUCUGGAUUGUGGGAAAAGUUUCAGUUGGAAUUGCCACCUGGUGAUACACCAGAGGACUCACACAGGAGAGAAACCGUAUGGGUGUCCGGAUUGUGGGAAAAGUUUCAGUUGGAAUUCCAAACUAGUGAUACAUCAGAGGACUCACACAGGAGAGAAACCAUAUCAGUGUCCAGAUUGUGGAAGGAGUUUCAGUCGGAAAUCCAGGCUGGUGAUACACCAGAGGACUCACACAGGAGAGAAACCGUAUGAGUGUCUGGAUUGUGGGAAAAGUUUCAUUUGGAAUUCCGACCUGGUGCAACACCAGAGGUUUCACACAGGGGAGAAACCGUAUGAGUGUCUGGAUUGUGGGAAAAGUUUCAGUCUGAAGUCCACCCUGGUGAUACACCAGAGGACUCACACAGGAGAGAAACCCUAUGAGUGUCUGGAUUGUGGGAAAAGUUUCAGUUUGAAGUCCAGCCUGGUGAUACACCAGAGGACUCACACAGGAGAGAAACCAUAUGAGUGUCCAGAUUGUGGGAAAAGUUUCAGUCUGAAGUCCACCCUGGUGAUACACCAGAGGACUCACACAGGAGAGAAACCAUUUGAGUGUCUGCAUUGUGGGAAAAGUUUCAGUUUGAAGUCCACCCUGGUGAUACACCAGAGGACUCACACAGGAGAGAAACCGUAUGGGUGUCUGGAUUGUGGGAAAAGUUUCAGUCGGAAUUCCGAACUGGUGAUACACCAGAGGACUCACACAGGAGAGAAACCAUAUGAAUGUCCAGAUUGUGGGAAAAGUUUCAGUGCUAGGUCUAGCCUUAUAAAUCAUGUAGCUUUACACAUAGGAGAGAAACCAUUCAAAUGCCCAGACUGUGGACGGUGCUUCACACAAAAUUCCUACCUUAACAGGCACAAGAAAAUGCACAUGAGGCAGAAGGUGAUGAGUGUAGCGAAGGCUUGAAUUUCACUUAUCUCCCAUUGGUCAUCCACCUGAAAAAUGACUUUGCAUAUGAUCCCUUUGCAGAAGGACACUGAAGAGCCGGGACCAGGCCGGGGGUGGGGAGGAAGCAAGAGGCUCUUUUGGCCUGAGCCUCCAAAUCCGAGUGGCUUUGAAUUUAAAGGUCUGCAAAGUUGUUUAAAAUACUCAAAUUAUAUUUAAUUUUGUCUUC
Molecule: messenger RNA, 2305 nt
Organism: Candoia aspera
Lineage: Eukaryota; Metazoa; Chordata; Lepidosauria; Squamata; Candoiidae
Product: zinc finger protein ZFP2-like
Exons: 4
Coding region: 1-2097 (698 amino acids)
Source: RefSeq, a predicted model, not a curated record